GGGGGCCGUAUCCACCCCUGCCUCGCUCAGUUACACAUCUGAAUCUUCUUUUCGUAUUGGAUCUAUCUGUCUAGUCGUGUCAAGAAGAAUUUCUAGGAAAUUAGGACAGGAACAGUUUAGAAUCUUCAUUUUGAGGUGAAAAAUUUCGAUAUGAAGAGCAGACAGAAAUUCACAGUUCCAGGAAAAAAUAUAUCCAAGAGAUUCGAUUCUGAAACAGAUAAUAGUUUAGAAAACAGAGUGAAAAAGAAAAUUGCCAGCAACCCAUUGAUACAAAAAAAUAUCAACUUCCUGCAAACGUACAAUAACCUUUUCCGAAGACCAUCCGGUCAUUUUGGUGAUGCAGAUUCUUAUUUUAAAAAAUCAUUGAGGAAUUACGGUGCGUUGGAUAUCAUACGUGAUUUAAAUUUACAGAGUCGAUUCGUGAAAACCGCGAAAUCGUUUGAUAGCAUCGCCAGGAGACGGCCAAGAUCCAAGCAGACUUUGCUCUCCCCCAGACUUCCCAACAGACAUUCUAUUUCUAAUCUAAACUGCGCCACUUCCGCCGCCAAGAAGGAAGAACUAUUUGUAAAAGAACUCUUCUCAUCCGAACAGAAAGGGGAACCAGUUAGCGAAUCGGAAAGUGAACCAUCAAAAGAUUGUUCUCCUAGAAAUCCUUAUCUCAGUGAACUUGAGGAGGUAGAAGAAGUUUCAGACGAGAAUCGAACCCCUAAAAUACAAGAUAAUUUGAGAAAGAGGUUAGAUGAUAUACUAGAAAGUGAAAAAGAUAAAAGCUUCAAAAGUGGUUCUGGCAAAAUGGAAGACGGUACAGAGUUUGAUGGAGCCGAGGAAGAAUACAAUGAACAAAGUCAGGUGGGUGAGGAGGCCGAAGAUGUGAAGGGACAAGAUGCAAGUAUACAAGAAGGUGGAGAAGAAUCUGGAGAAGAGAGUGGUGCGGCAGAAGAGGAGGAUGAGGAAAUGGCAGAAGUUGGUAGGAUGAUAGAAGAAGCCUCCGAGGAGCUCCAACAAGUUGUGGAAGAAAACCAGGAGAUGAUAAAGACCCUUCAGACGCCAGAUGAUGUUCCACCGGAGAAGCAGGAUGAAGGGAAGGGUGAAGGCAAAGAUGUCGGUGGAGGAUCAGCUUUCCAAUUUAAUCCAGAAAUAGAUGCGGCCAUACUGAGAGAACUGGAAGAUGCCGAGAAACAAGCUAAAGAAACGGCGGCUGUAAUUAAUGACUUGAAAAACAGAGUGGGCGAAUUGUUGCAGAAGGAAAAGAUGACGGAGUCGGAGGCCAAAGAAUUGGAAGAAAAGAACAAAGAACUCAAGGCUCAGAUGGUACUAUUCGAGGAGAAAACGAAGAGAAUUCAACAACUGAUAGCCCAAAGCAAUCUUUUCGAGAACAUGAUACCUGUGAAGCCCCUCUUGCAGAGGAAGAAUAAAGAAGACAUGCUCCCUAAAGUCGUAGUAUGUGGGUUGACUGAAGACAACAUGCCGAAAUUUAUUGUAUGUGACGGGAAAAAAAAGUCACCCAAAUGCCAACCGACCGCUGCACCCGGGGCCCCACCUACUUCAGUUACUUCACCAUUGCUGGCCCCACAAAUAGCGAAAAAAUUAAGCCAGUGCUACUGCAUGCAGGAAAAAUUAGCAGCGGAGAACGCAGACCUAGAAGGGAAAAGGUAUAAGUUGCAAUCCGAUCUUAUCGAUAAGGACCAAACGGUGGAGUGUCUUCAAAGGCAGCUGGCUAACCUGCAGAAUGAGAUGCGCAUGGUUUGCAAGGAAAAUGCUCUUCUGAACCAAAAAUUGCAGAGUGGAAUGGCCGCUCCAACUUGCACUCCUGCCAGCCGCUCCUCCUCGCCUACUAGGAGUAACAAGAUGCCGUGUGGUAGAGGCAAAGGAGUUUGUCCUGCAGACAUAGAAGCUCGGCUGGAUCAGUACUCUGAGAACACGCAACAUUUGGAAAAGCAGUUAGGCGAUAUGGAGUCGGAAGUAAAAAACAUGCAGGAGGAGUUGCUGGCCGUACAGAAAGAGCGGGAACACCUGGAACAUCACCGAAAAAUGUUAUGCGUGCCGCCGCCGCCGCCCUGUGGCCCACUUCCGCCAUGCUACCCACCACCGCCAUGCGGUCCGUACCCUUGUAUGCCGCCCCCCAGUCCGUCUUCGCCUUGCGAAUGCGGGAAGGGCUCACCGGAACAACAAUUAAGAGAACUAAAGGAGCAAUACAACAGGCUCCAGGACGAUUUCAAAGGCAAGCUGACCGAGGUGGCGGGUCUCCGAACUGACAAUGAAAAGUUAAAAGACGUCUCCAAAAUAGCAGACGAGGCGAAAAAAACCGCAGAAUCUAAGCUAAAAGAGGUCGAGGCCGAAUUGAAGAAGUACAAGGGAAACAAAAAGACCGGCGGCAAGGAACAACAGAUCGACUUGGAACAGCAACUAGUGGUCGCAAAACAACGAUUCCGCGAGGCACAAGACGAACUGGAGGAAUUGCGGGCGUUAGUUCAGGAUCAACAAGGUCAAUUGGAUGAUUACAGAAAUAAGUACCUGGAGGCGCAGCAACAAGUAGAAGAGCAGAGGAGAACGAUAGACAUGAUGGAAAUGGAAAAUCAGCGCAUCGGCGAGCAAGUGAAUCUGGAAAUCCAACGUGUGAAAAACCAAUUCCAAGAGAAACUCACGGAACUCAUGCCGCUUCCCGACAUACUGAAAUCCACCCAGAUGAAGCUGCAAGAAGCUCAACAAAUGCAUCUUCUAGCGGAGCGCAAUAACGAGGCCAUCGCCAGGGAGUUACAGCAGUACAAAGACAAAAUCGCCGCGCUGACGGAUCAGAUGGACCUGGCCAAAAACGAUCAAAUGUCAGGAGCAGACGAAAAGGAGUUACUAAGGACUAGGAUAAAAGAGCUAGAAGGGAAUCUGGACGAAUUACGAGAAGAGAACGAUAAGUUGGGAAAAGAGCUGGAGGAACUGCAAGAGAAAUGCGACGAAUUCGAGAGAUUGGCUGGCGAAAGAGCCCAUGAGAUCACUCAGCUCGAGAGCCAACUGGAGAAUGUGCGUGAAGAAACCGCCAGACAAGUGGCAAGAACCAAGGACCGGUGCGAGAUCGUGAGAAGGUCCAUGCAAAAUCAGAUCAACGACCUGGAGAGGCAGUUGGCGCAAAGCAGGGCGCUGGCGAAAACGGCUCAGAAGGACAGGGAUGAAAUCAGGCAGAAGAUGCAAGCGCAGAUAAAUAACCUAAACGAGAACUUUGAGGAUGCCCAGAUGAGGAUCAGAAAUCUUCAGGGACACGUCAAUUUCCUCAAGAAUACUUACGGAAAUGUGUUCGCAUCGGGAGAAGAACGUCGGCCUAAGGAGUUGCCAGACCCUUGUAAUUGUGGAGUCGAAUAUUAAAUAAAAAAAAAUACCACGUAGAUCCGAUGAUUUCCAAAAAAUAUGCUUACCCGUCAUAUACACAUUUUGUAAUCUUAUAGUGAAU
This is a messenger RNA of Anoplophora glabripennis (Asian longhorned beetle), 3439 nucleotides long. Its product is annotated as centriolin. NCBI's taxonomy places the organism in Eukaryota, Metazoa, Arthropoda, Insecta, Coleoptera, Cerambycidae. The record is from RefSeq and is a predicted model, not a curated record. The coding region runs from base 151 to 3354 and encodes 1067 amino acids. Gene Ontology annotation, biological process: regulation of cilium assembly. Gene Ontology annotation, cellular component: centrosome. The transcript is spliced from 14 exons.